Messenger RNA from Pieris napi, 8360 nucleotides. RefSeq names its product tyrosine-protein phosphatase Lar (gene Lar). The transcript is spliced from 27 exons. Bases 233 to 6535 code for a protein of 2100 amino acids. NCBI's taxonomy places the organism in Eukaryota, Metazoa, Arthropoda, Insecta, Lepidoptera, Pieridae. Gene Ontology annotation, biological process: protein dephosphorylation. The record is from RefSeq and is a predicted model, not a curated record. Gene Ontology annotation, molecular function: protein tyrosine phosphatase activity; protein binding.
GCGGAACGAACCUGCAUAUGGCCGACAUUCAGUUUAUGUUUAUGUCAAUAAGGAACUGAUUUUCGUUUGCGCGGGUGAGGAUUUAUUAAAAAUCUGUGAAACAUAAUGUGUUAGUGAUUUUGUGAAUUGUGAGAUUAUAUGUGAUAAUGGUUUUCAUUGGUGGACUUACAAGCAACUUCAUUUUUUCUGUGGAUAUAUAAAGACUUUUGGUUGCUGUCUCUCGGGCUUCAUCAUGCACUCCGAGAUCCCACCCGCGCAGGCGCACUCCGGCGCCGGUAAAAUGCGAGAGCGGCGACGCGCGCGACACCGCACUACCGCUCUUGUCAUCGCAUGUCUACUCUUCUUGACCUCCCAAGUCGACGCAUCUGACGAAGAAGAAGUGAUUGAAGUAACAACAACGACGCCAAUAAUAAUAGUGACUCAAGUGCCCCUAGUGGGAAUACCGACAGUCAACACCUCCAGUAAUGUGAUACAGUAUUUGACACAUCCACCGGAAAUUACCAUAAGGCCUCGGAAUUUGCAAGUCCGAGCUAACGGCAUCGCUGCUUUUUACUGCGCCGCCCGGGGCGACCCCAAGCCGAAUAUACAGUGGAGGAAGAACGGAAAGAGAGUUUCAAGCAUGCAAUCACGUUAUCAAGUAUCUGGGAUGGACAAAGCGGCAGGUCCCGCUGCAAAUGGAGCUGUUUUACGCAUAGAACCUGUGCGUGCGCAGCGUGAUGACGCAACUUAUGAAUGCGUCGCUGAAAAUGGCGUAGGUGAUGCUGUGACUGCACUGGCGACCCUUACCGUCUUUGAAACUGAGAAAACACCCCCCGGAUUCCCGUCGAUAUCGCCCCCAUCAACGACCCUGGUGGUUGAAGUUGGUCACAUCGCAACACUGCCCUGUCAGGCGACAGGAACCCCGCCCCCGAAAGUGCGGUGGCUCUUCAACUCGCUACCACUGGACGUCGCUUCGAAUCCCAGAUACGGCAUCUUAAAUGAUAACAUGCAUGGUACCCUGCAAAUAGUGAAGAGUGAGGAGGAAGAUCAGGGCAAGUACGAGUGCGUGGCUGAGAAUUCCAUCGGUACUGAGUUCUCGAAACCCACUUCGUUGUAUGUAAAAGUGAGACGAGUCGCCCCACAGUUCUCGAUUCCGCCUCCCCCUCGGACCGAAGUGAUGCUGGGCGGGAAUCUAACGUUGAAGUGUGUUGCCGUCGGUUCGCCUAUGCCUACUGUUAAAUGGAGAAAAGGUUUGACAAAAUGGCUGACGCCCGAAGACAACCCUCCGUUAGGUAUAAACACGUUGAAAUUAGAGGAUAUCAGGGAAUCUGCGAACUACACGUGCGAAGCGGCCAGUGUUCUCGGAGUUAUUGACGCAACUGCUGAGGUCAAAGUUCAAUCGUUACCCGGACCGCCUAUGGAAGUGAGGGCGUCCGAGAUCACGGCAACUACAGUGCGUCUGGCGUGGACAUAUAACGGGCCUGAAGAACCACAAUACUACGUCAUACAAUAUAAACCUAAAUAUGCUAACCAGGCAUUCAGUGAAAUAUCGGGUGUGAUAACUCAGUACUACUCUGUGACGAAUCUAUCGCCGUACACUGAGUAUGAGAUGUAUGUGAUUGCUGUGAACAAUAUCGGUCGAGGCCCGGCGUCGGAACCCGCGGUUAUUACAACUGGAGAAACUGUGGAUUCAUUAUAUGGAGGUGCCAAACCCGGGUCAGCCCCUCGCAAUGUCCAAGUUCGACCAUUGAGCUCCAGCACCAUGGUCAUUCAAUGGGAUGAACCGGAGACUCCUAACGGUCAAGUAACGGGAUAUAAGGUUUAUUAUACGUCGGAUCCCUCGCAAUCUCUACAAUCGUGGCAUUCGCAAAUGAUGGAUAAUAAUCACUUGACAACGAUCAGCGAAUUGACCCCACACACAGUGUAUACGAUACGAGUCCAGGCAUUCACGUCCGUUGGUCCUGGACCCAUAUCUGCACCUGUUCAAGUCAAAACUCAGCAAGGUGUACCGUCCCAACCUUCGAACCUUGUGGUGGUAGAAGCGGGAGAGACAUCAGUCACAUUGUCUUGGCGAAGACCGACUCACGCGGGUGACAACAUUGUCUCCUACGAGCUGUAUUGGAACGACACAUAUGCGAAGGAACAUCAUAAGAAGCGGAUACCGAUAACAGAGACCUACACCCUCAACGGCCUGUACCCGAAUACAUUAUACUACAUCUGGUUGGCCGCGAGGUCCCAAAGGGGCGAAGGCGCCACAACGCCACCUAUAGCAGUCCGGACAAAACAAUACGUUCCCGGAGCGCCACCUAUGAAUGUGACGGCUGUGGCGAUUUCGCCGACUGCGAUUCGGGUGUCAUGGCAACCGCCGCCGGCCGAAAGGGCCAAUGGGAGAAUUGCUUACUACAAACUUCUUUGUGUGGAGUCUGGGAGGGGGGAUAGCGAGGCCAUGGUGGUGAAAUUGAACCAAUCCACGUUUGUACUGGACGAGCUGAGGCGAUGGACGGAAUAUCGCAUCUGGAUCCUGGCCGGGACCAGCGUUGGAGACGGACCGGCCUCAUACCCUGUCACAGUGCGCACACACGAAGACGCUAUAAAGAUGCCUGGGGAACCGCAAGAUGUCAAAGUAAACGCCAUCAACUCCACGUCCAUUCACGUGACUUGGAAGCCGCCUCAAGAAAAAGACAAGAAUGGCAUCAUCCGAGGCUAUCAUGUCCAUGUGCAAGAAGUUAAAGAAGAGGGGAAAGGCUUUCUUAACGAUCCAAUGCGUUUCAAUGUUAUGGAUGACACUACAUUGGAGUUGAACGUUUCUGGCUUGCAACCCGAUACUAGAUAUAACGUCCAAGUAGCAGCUCUUACCAGAAAAGGUGAUGGUGAUAGAAGUCCGCCCGUAUCAGUUAAAACACCGGGUGGAGUACCCAAUAGACCUACCGUAAAUCUAAAGAUUUUAGAACGAGACCCUAUAGUAUCAAUAGAAAUAGAAUGGGCUAAACCCACACAAACUUAUGGCGAUCUCUUAGGCUUCAGGUUGAGAUAUGGAAUCAAGGAUCAACCUUUAGAGGAAAUUAACUUUUCUGGUACUAAAGUAAAUUCACAUAGAAUUAACGAUUUGGAAAGAGGUGUGCAAUACGAGUUUCGUGUAGCUGGUAGAAAUCCCAUAGGUAUUGGACAGGAAGCUAUAAAAUAUUGGCUUACACCAGAAGGUGCACCUAAAGGGCCACCAACGAAUGUAACUUAUCAUUUCCAAACGCCGGACAUCAUAAGUAUUACAUGGGAAACCCCAAUAAGAGCAGAUAGGAGUGGGCAGAUACGAAAGUACGACGUGCAAUUUUACAAAAAAGGCGAUCAAGCGUCACUCAUUGAAAGGACCACAGAACUAACUAAAGCCGUGUUUACCGGUUUAGAAGAGGAUGCCCAUUAUGUGUUCAAAGUUAGAGCGUAUACGGAUCAAGGAGUGGGACCAUACAGUAAGGAUAUAACUGCCCAUACAGAACGAGAUAUAGGUAGAGCACCUAUGUCUGUUAAAGCGGUGGCUACUUCUGAAUCUGGCAUAGAAGUUUGGUGGGAAACUGUUCCAUCGAGGAAGAAAGUAAUCGGUUAUGUUAUAUUCUAUACAAUGACACCCGUAGAAGAUUUGGAUGAGUGGCAGCAAAAAACAGUUCAUGUGACGCAUUCAACCGACUUAGAAAAUUUAGAAAAAUUCGCUGAAUAUGCUAUUGCUGUCGCAGCAAAACUGUCUGAUGGUUUGGGAAGGUUAUCCGAAAAGAUAAAGGUAAAAGUAAGACCAGAAGAAGUGCCAUUACAUUUAAGAGCUCAAGACGUGUCCACCCAUUCUAUGACUCUGUCUUGGUCCCCGCCCUUACGAUUAAAUCCCGUUAGUUAUAAGAUUUCAUAUAAUGCUAUAAAGGAGUUUGUCGAUUCUGUAGGCAUGACGCAAACACAAGAAAUUCCCAAAAGAGAAAUUGUUGUAAAACAUGAUCGAACAUCAUAUUCUAUUAAUGAUCUUUCGCCAUUUACAACGUACUAUGUUAACAUAAGUGCCAUUCCUAAUGACAAGUCCUAUCGACCACCGACCAAAAUCACAGUCACAACUCAAAUGGCAGCUCCAAAACCAAUGGUUAAACCAGACUUUUACGGUGUUGUUGAAAACGAAAUACUUGUUAUACUACCUCAAGCUUCCGAAGAGUAUGGACCCAUUUCACACUACUAUGUGGUUGUCGUGCCGGAUGAUAAAGCACACAAUCAUAAAAAUCCCGAUCAAUUUUUGACUGAAAAUUUAAUUAAGAAUAACGCUAGAACUGAUGACGAAAACGCACCAUAUAUUGCCGCUAAAUUCAUACAAAGGACUAUCUUAUACACGUUCCAUCUUGGCAAUGAUGAAAUGUACGAAGGAUUUCUUAAUAGAAAGCUUCACCAAAAGAAGAAAUACAGAGUUUUUGUUAGAGCGGUCGUUGACACCCCGCAGAAACAUCUUUACACAUCUAGCCCAUUUUCCGAAUAUUUAUCACUUGAUAUGCGAGAAGCUCCCCCAGGUGAAGAACCAAGCAGACCGGAUCCUAAGGAUAUCAAUGGUGAUCCAGAAAUAAGAAUAGAAGAAAACAGAAAAGAAGCAGGCAUGGUAUGGGUUGUUGGACCAAUAAUAGCAGCGCUUAUGUUAUCACUAUGUUUAGUAUUGUUAUUUAUUGUAAAGAGAAGAAGACAACCGUGCAAAACUCCCGACCAAGCUGCCGUUACAAGACCGCUAAUGUCCGCCGACAUAGGGUUUGGUGCACCGUCAGAUCCUGUGGAAAUGAGAAGGCUUAACUUCCAAACACCAGCUAUGAUAUCCCAUCCUCCGAUUCCUAUUUCUGAGUUAUCUGAGCAUAUUGACAGAUUGAAGUCGAAUGAUAAUCUUAAGUUUUCUCAAGAAUACGAAAGCAUAGAACCUGGUCAGCAAUUUACUUGGGAUCACUCUAAUAUGGAGGUUAACAAACCGAAAAACCGCUACGCCAAUGUCAUUGCUUAUGACCACAGUCGCGUCAUUCUUCAACCGAUCGAUGGGAUUCUUGGCAGUGACUACAUUAACGCUAACUACUGCGACGGUUAUCGAAAACAUAACGCCUAUGUUGCUACACAAGGACCUUUGCAAGAAACAUUUGCAGAUUUCUGGCGAAUGUGUUGGGAAUUACGAACUUCUACUAUUGUCAUGAUGACAAAACUUGAAGAGAGAACUAGAAUCAAGUGCGAUCAGUAUUGGCCAAGCCGAGGAAGUGAAUCUUACGGAAUGAUGACCGUGACUAUUGCUGAAGUCCAGGAGUUGGCAACGUACUGCAUUCGUACCUUCCAAUUGACUAGAAACGGUGGAGCUGAACGGCGAGAAGUCAAGCAGCUACAGUUUACAGCGUGGCCUGAUCAUGGCGUUCCCGACCACCCAGCUCCAUUCUUACAAUUCCUGCGACGUGUAAGAGCUUUGAACCCGCCUGAUGCUGGACCGCUCGUCGUCCAUUGCUCCGCUGGUGUAGGCCGUACCGGCUGCUUCAUCGUAAUUGAUUCAAUGCUAGAAAGAGCCCGACACGAACGCACGGUGGAUAUCUACGGCCAUGUGACCUGCUUACGCGCGCAACGCAACUACAUGGUGCAAACUGAAGACCAAUACAUUUUCAUCCACGACGCUUUACUCGAAGCUGUGAUCUGCGGUGAUACAGAGGUACCAGCGCGGAACCUGCACUCACACAUUCAGAAGCUGAUGCGUAUCGAUUCUAUUGAAAAUAUAACUGGGAUGGAACUGGAGUUUAAGAAAUUGGCUAACAUGAAAGCCGAUUCUAGCCGUUUUGUUUCGGCAAGUCUACCGUGCAAUAAGCAUAAGAAUAGGCUGGUGCACAUUCUGCCGUACGAGUCGACUCGUGUGUGCUUGACACCUCGCGAUGGCUCCGACUAUAUCAACGCUUCGUUCGUGGAUGGAUAUAGGUACAGGGCUGCUUAUAUUGCAACUCAGGGCCCUCUGCCUGACACAACGGAUGACUUCUGGCGUAUGCUAUGGGAACACAACUCUACAAUUAUAGUGAUGCUGACGAAGUUGAAAGAAAUGGGACGGGAAAAAUGUCACCAAUACUGGCCAUCGGACCGGUCUGUCCGCUAUCAGUGCUUUGUCGUUGAUCCAAUUGCUGAAUACAAUAUGCCUCAAUACAUCUUGAGGGAAUUCAAGGUAACAGACGCACGCGACGGGGCAUCUCGAACAGUCCGCCAGUUCCAAUUCACCGAUUGGCCGGAACAGGGCGUGCCCAAGAGUGGGGAAGGCUUCAUAGACUUCUUGGGGCAAGUUCAUAAAACCAAGGAACAGUUUGGUCAAGACGGGCCUAUUACCGUACAUUGCAGUGCUGGUGUUGGUCGUACUGGCGUUUUUAUAACGCUGUCGACAGUGCUGGAACGUAUGCAGUACGAAGGGGUCGUCGACGUUUUCCAAACUGUACGCACUCUACGCACGCAGAGACCCGCCAUGGUGCAAACUGAGGACCAGUACGAAUUCUGCUACCGCGCUGCGCUGGAGUACCUCGGCUCCUUCGACCACUACGCCAACUGACGAUGAGACAUACUUGUCUAAGUCUCCAUCUUAAGACUCUCGGUUACGUGUCGUCCAUCAUUCAUACAAGUCGCGAUAUCUUUGCACCUCGCUUUCAAAACAUCAAAAACAUUUCAGUUUUUGAACAAUUAUUUUCACGAACCAUUCUGUAUCGUUAUUGUCUUUGAGCUAAGUGCAGAAAUAUCGUGCUCCAACAUCCAUCGUUCUUCAAUCAGAUCACACUUUUGUUAACAUAACAAUAAUUAAAUUCAUUUUAUAACCUAUUGCAAAUUACGUAAAUGUUAUUUAAAAAUAUUAUCACAUUACGGUUGAGCAACGAUUUUUCAAAGCCACAAGGACCGAAGAAGACAAUAAACUACACGACACGUUCCAUUUCACGAAAGCGACUUAAUGUUAAAAUAUGUAUAAUUAGAAUAGAUUCAAUGAGGCUUAUCGUCACUAAGUCGCUCCAACCGCUGUAUGGUUAAUGAGAGGCUAUUAUGUAUCAGUGCCUAGAAAAUGUUAAUACUUAUGAUAACUAUGACCACUAAUCAUGAUUAUGAGGGAAAGGGCAGAAGUGUAAGUUUGUGUACAACGUAUAUUCGCCAUACACUUUUAAAAUGUUCGAAAUAUAACCUUAUACCUCUAUCGACUUUAGGCUUUAUGCUGUUCGAUUGUAUCUGACCUAUCGACUAUUAUGGAAUUUUAUGCAUUUAUAUUAAAGUAUUUGGAAAAUCUAAUUAAAUUAACCGUAUAUUGAGCCGUGAACGAUUAUUUGCUAUAUUAGAGAAUUAAAUCCUAAUCAGUGCGCUUAGUGGUUUACGGGUUAUGAUAUUCUAAUCACAUUAUGCUGACGACUACUGAUGGUAUUACACAGACUUCAUCGGCCAGUAAACAAUAGAUAUCCCGCGAAUUAUUUUGUAACUUGACAGCUGUCAAUUGUCAUCGAUACAAACUUCAUAGUUCAAGCCCAUAGUAUAAAGAUUUAUAUUUUAAAUAGGUAUUAUAAAAGCCAUCAGCAGGCGCCGCGUCAUAUACGAUACAUUAUAUUAUAAAAUGUAUAAAUAGUUAUUGCAGCUGUAAUUAGAAGUUUAUUUUUCAUAUCGGGUGUUAAAGACGUUAAGUAGUGUAAAUUGUGGUAAUGUUUCAUUAAUGCAGUGUAACGAAAAACUUAGACGAAUCGGCUGUGUCGUGUGAAAUUAUGUCAUGUGCGUAGUGUAAUGUAAAUAGUUUUAAUUUUUUACAUAAAUCCUCUUUUGACUUGCCCAGUUCUUUUAUGUGAAACGUCACUGCCACUACGAGAAUAGACAGUGAUUAAUGACAUAUCUAACGUUAGGUAGAAAAUUGUUUCGGUGUGAUGUAAUGUUAUGAGUAGGUGUCGUUUAUCGACAUUAUGUGGCGUCUUAACUGUAACGUUUUAAUUAUUUCCUGCUUCUUAGCCACGAAACUCCUAUACUGUAAGCGUAGGUGUAGUAUUUCUUUAAUCCCUUCUAGUAUUUGUAAUUACGAUUUAGGUUUUUUCCACUCUUUUAUACAAUCUUACAUAAAUAUAUCUACGUAUAAGUUGAACUUGAGCUUCGAAACCUAGUGUACGAUGCAUUUGAUCACGUCGUUUCAAAUUAUCGACAACUGCCAAUCGUUUCCGGUAGCUAUAAAAUAUUGUAAUGUGGAAUAACUACGUAGAUUUUUAAAAUAUUGUUAUUGGAUAGUGAAAAUUUAAUACUCGUUGAUAAAUCGCGUUUCAAAGCUUCACGUUGGCUUAAAAGGGGCAGCUUUUUUAUUGACUUAUUCGGAAAAUCAGUAUUAUCAACAAUUUUUCAAAUGAUGCGUGUUGAAAAUGUUUUAG